AUGACGCCACUAAGGGCAAAUGGACAACUACAGGGCUGCUCGCAAGUGACCCACCUCUCUUCCACCUCUAGCAUGUCCAAAAUACUGAAAUGUGCUGGAAACGAAGACAUCAUAACUCUCCGAGCGGAAGACAACGCGGAUACCUUGGCUCUAGUGUUUGAAGCACCAAAUCAGGAGAAGGUUUCUGAUUAUGAGAUGAAGCUAAUGGAUCUCGAUGUGGAGCAGCUGGGAAUUCCAGAACAAGAAUAUAGCUGUGUAGUGAAAAUGCCUUCUGCUGAAUUCGCCCGCAUCUGUAGAGAUCUCAGCCACAUUGGCGAUGCAGUUGUCAUCUCCUGCGCAAAAGAUGGUGUGAAAUUUUCAGCUAAUGGAGAGCUGGGAAAUGGAAACAUCAAGCUGUCACAGACCAGUAACGUGGAUAAAGAGGAGGAAGCUGUUACAAUAGAGAUGAAUGAGCCAGUCCAAUUGACCUUUGCUCUGAGGUACUUGAACUUUUUUACCAAAGCCACUCCCCUGUCACCUACGGUAACACUCAGCAUGUCUGCAGAUGUUCCUCUUGUUGUGGAGUACAAGAUUGCUGAUAUGGGACACUUAAAAUACUACCUGGCUCCAAAGAUUGAAGACCAACAAGAAGGCUCUUAAUUGGAGUAGGACUGAGGGGCGGAUCUGGUCAGCUCUUCGGAGGGGACAACUGACUUUGAGAAGGAAAUGGUGGUGUUAGCAAUUUCAGUGCGUUGGAGCAUCGUAUGAGCACUGUUAGGCAUGUUGUGUAGAUAUGUUUGUAAAUAUUUUUCAACUUACUAUUUUGCUAUACUGGUGUCAUUGGAAAUAGGAAACUUUGUUUUUUUCUAGUCUAUUCCUGUACUUCUGAUAAUCUUAGAUGCCGUCUUAAGGUGAAACAUCUUACUCCUUUCAACUUGUGUUAGAGAAGGGGUGCAAUAUUUAACUUGAGUAAAGGUGAUGUUUCCUAGAGUUUCACCCGUGGAGCUGUAGUUGACUAGGGUUGCUGUUCAGUUAUGCCACGAGUUUAUUUGACCUUCCUUCAUCCAUUUAUUUUAAGCUGGUAUUCUAACUGAAACUUGGAAAUAAAGAAUAUAACUUCAUGGUUUUUAUCCUGUUUAAAUGUGGAUGGAUGAAUCAAUGCUUUGUCAAACUGU
Pygoscelis adeliae (Adelie penguin) is the source of this 1154-nucleotide messenger RNA. It is a transcript of the gene PCNA, whose product is annotated as proliferating cell nuclear antigen. Gene Ontology annotation, molecular function: DNA binding; DNA polymerase processivity factor activity. Bases 1 to 639 code for a protein of 212 amino acids. Gene Ontology annotation, cellular component: PCNA complex. The record is from RefSeq and is a predicted model, not a curated record. NCBI's taxonomy places the organism in Eukaryota, Metazoa, Chordata, Aves, Sphenisciformes, Spheniscidae. The transcript is spliced from 6 exons. Gene Ontology annotation, biological process: translesion synthesis; regulation of DNA replication; mismatch repair.